AUGCAAGGAUUCUACACUCAGUCUAUUACCUGGGAAUUGGACUACAAUUUGGAGAGCGAAAUCACUCUUUCCGUCCGCCAUAGGAACGCUGCCUUUCGCAUCUGCUACGAUCCACAGAUCCUCGCCGCCUCUUCUUCUGUCUUGGAACAGCAUCGCAAGUUUUACAACGUCCUAUAUAAGGAUGAUCCAGAUGGAGAAUCCCGUGAAGUGGUGGAACGUCGCAGAAAGCCGUUUGAGGAGCUUAUGACUCAGAUGGCCCUUAAUCAAAUGGAGUCAACGUGCAAUCUGCAUAGCUAUCUCUACCCGCCGUGGUUCAUUCUCGAGGCAGGGGUAGCUGAGAGCAGCAGCCACAUUCAGCCACAUUUCAGGGUGGCCCUCUCGCGACAGGAGUUCUCACCUCCGGGUGAAUAUGUGAACAACGAGUCCCUUAAAGGGCACCUAUCUCUGCUACUUAACUCGAAACUCAACAAAUACUCGUCUCGUCAAGUGCAGGUUCUGGAUCAAACAUCGCAUUUGGUCCCAUCUAAGGUCCUUGCACGCAGCAAGAUACUUGCGGACGCUGAGGCAAGCCCGCCACUUCUUGCUGAUAUACGCAUCUGUCACCUUCACGGUCUGAUUAUCGACAACGACGAGGAUGUUCUUCAACACUAUCCUCUCGACAGCGAUGAAGAGUACCACCCUGGGACACGUUUGGUCGGACUACUUCUCACCUAUAUCGAGAAUAAAGGCACUCUGGAGGAUUUGGCGCCUUGGUCCGACUGUACAAAUGAGGAUCGGCUUCGCUGGUCUACGCAAAUACAAAACUACGUUAAAUGUUUGCAUGCGGCAGACGUUGUUUGGGGUGACACUAAGCCUGAGAAUGUCUUGGUUGAUACGAAGGGCGAUGCCUGGCUCAUUGAUUUUGGCGGCAGUUAUACCCGGGGCUGGGUUGACGAGGAUAAGCAGGAAACUGUGGAAGGAGACCUGCAGGGUGUGCAAAGGAUUAAUGAUUGGCUCCAUGAAUGGUCCCGCCAGCCUGUUACUCGUAUUAGGUGA
Molecule: messenger RNA, 1035 nt
Organism: Penicillium bovifimosum
Lineage: Eukaryota; Fungi; Ascomycota; Eurotiomycetes; Eurotiales; Aspergillaceae
Exons: 2
Coding region: 1-1035 (344 amino acids)
Biological process (GO): protein phosphorylation
Molecular function (GO): ATP binding; protein kinase activity
Source: RefSeq, a predicted model, not a curated record